UAGACUGGAAGCCAUCUCUACAUUUUCGGACGCAUCUGACGUUUCCUCCAACGAUUUAUCAGGACCUGAAGACGGUGAAUGUGAUUCCGAGGAAGAACCUGGAAAAGAGUUUACUAAAACUCAGUUUAGAGCUGCUAGAAUACGACAGAGUUUGUUGUAUAAGAAACCUGAGAAAAGGAUAUCUGUUAUAUCAGAGAAAUCAUUAGAUUUUGUCCCACUUCCUUUAGAAGAUAUUUCCCCUGGUCGGGAUAUCGACGAUCUACCAGAAACACAGGAUCCCUAUACGGAUUUUGUUCCCCCUGAGGCUCAAGAGGACUCCCCUGGUCACAGUAAUCCCUUCCAGGAGGAUUCCCCUCGGGAAAGACGUAAAGGGAAGAAGUUAAAGAAGGAGAAGAAGAAACGAAGAAGAGACUCAGAGGGCAGAAGAUCUAAAGAUACUAAACGUAGAAAAUACAGUGAUGAGGACCGGAUUGUAGGAAGUCCUAUAUCUAGCGGUCCUGACGAUAUCACUACAGCCAGUCCUAUUGUCGGCAGUCCUAUCAGCUCAGGAGAAGAAGGUUGGAAUUCCAACACGAAAUAUCGUGAUACCGAGCCUAUUUUACACUUCAAGCACAAGGAGCCUCUCCUACCGGAUCCACCAGGUUACUACCACACCCCUGGGAAGUAUCUACCUAACCUACCUAAACCUACUCCCGCCAAAUACCCCAGCCCUCCUCCCUACCUUCAAUCCAUCAGUCCACGUGGUCCUGGAAAAGUAGGACCAAGAACCCCCCCUCUCAGUCCACCUCCUGGACCAAGGACCCCAUCACCUCGGGGACCACGUACCCCUUCUCAGUCCCCACCGCAGCGCAGGGGGCCCCGAACCCCUCCUGAACCCCCCACAGGGGCGCAAUCCCCCCUGUCGUCUCCAGAUUCUGAAAUGAGCAGCAGAUAUAACGACUACGAUAGAUCCAGGCGGCAUAGCCCAGGGAGAAAGUAUCGAAGCCCAGAAUCUCGCCGUCGCAGUUCAGACACUCGCCAAUACUCCCCAGAAACCCGCCGAUACAGCCCCGAAACCCGCCGAUACAGCCCCGACACCCGAUCAGCCACCCCGGAAGGCAAUGAGGCACGUGGUACCACCCCCGACGGCCGAUCGCCGUACAGUAGUCGGGCGCAAUCGCCGUCAAGGCGGAAGCGUGGGAGUGAUUGGGAGUCCUACGGUUCUACUCCUAAACGAAAGAAGUCCCGGGAUAGAUCUAAGGAACGAGAAGAGAAGAAGAAAAAAAAGAAGAAGGAUAAAACAAAACAGAAAGAUCUCUCAAAAUCUCCGUCGCCAAGAAAGAAGCGAAGAUCUCGCUCAGGCAGUCCAGGCCGAUUCCAGAGACAGGAGGACGCACUGAAGCCCAAGCUAGUGGACAAGAACAAGAUGAAGGACUUGUCCAUCUUUGCCGAGAUGAUGAAGAAGAAGCAGUUGAGGGAACAACUUGAGAGAAAUAUGUCAAGGAGGGAGGAGGGGGGUCGAGAGGACGAGAUAAAGGAGGAAGGGGGAAAGGAGGCUGGAGAUAAAGUGGAAAGGAGAUCAUCCAACGGUUCAGAGGUUUCAAGGGAUAAGUCUGUGCCUAGUGAGAAAUCGACGAAAACCAAAUCUUCACGACCUUCUAAACUACCUGGACCUCCAGGUGGACUGGAGAGAAAUCUAAAUUCUCUGUACUCAGACUCUGACGCACCCUCCACCCCGCCCAGACAGGUUGAAAAAGAGAAAAGAAAGUCUAAGAUAAUGUCCCUGCCCCUGCCUCCCCCGGAAACAGAGAACGGAGAAAAGUCCUGGAAGGAUCGGAAGAAACCUACAGUCAUUGGGAAGGUGGCCGCCGGACCAAUGACAGAGGACGGCCGAGAUUGGGGAGAACGAUGUGUCGAUAUGUACAAAAUUGUCGAUAAGGUAACCAUGAAUUUAGCAGCCCAGGGGGGGGAUUUGAGAUUUGACUUGAUUCCAGGGGAUACUGAGCUGUUAGCACUGAAGAAGGUUAGGUUGGAGAAUGAGAAGGAAGGGUUUCCUAUUACAGCUGUCAGGGAGAUUAAGAUCUUGAGGCAGCUUAAGCACAAGAAUAUCAUUAAACUUAAGGAGAUUGUAACGGAUAAGUCUGAGGCUGUGGAUUUCAGGAAGGAUAAAGGGUCUUUCUACUUAGUCUUUGAUUUCAUGGAACAUGAUCUUAUGGGGUUAAUAGACUCAGGUUUGGUAACCUUCACUGCUGAACUAAACUCUAGUAUAAUGAGGCAGCUGAUGGAAGGGUUGGCCUACUGUCAUGCUCAUAACUUCCUUCACAGGGAUAUCAAGUGUUCUAAUAUACUGAUGAACAAUAGGGGACAGGUGAAAUUGGCAGAUUUCGGUUUGGCUCGACUUUACAAUGCUGAGGAUAAAGAAAGACCGUACACUAACAAGGUGAUAACCCUAUGGUACCGACCCCCUGAACUACUGCUAGGAGAGGAGAGGUAUGGUCCUGCUAUUGAUGUUUGGUCCUGUGGUUGUAUUCUCGGAGAGUUAUUUGUCAAAAAACCACUCUUCCAGGCUAAUGAGGAGUUUGCCCAGCUAAUGGUAAUAUCUCGAAUGUGUGGCACCCCCUGCCCGGCAGCUUGGCCUGAUGUCAUCAAUCUACCUGGGUUUCAAACCCUCAAACCUAAGAAGCAGUAUAA
Messenger RNA from Eurytemora carolleeae, 2670 nucleotides. RefSeq names its product cyclin-dependent kinase 12. Gene Ontology annotation, molecular function: cyclin-dependent protein serine/threonine kinase activity; ATP binding; RNA polymerase II CTD heptapeptide repeat kinase activity. Gene Ontology annotation, cellular component: nucleus; cyclin/CDK positive transcription elongation factor complex. NCBI's taxonomy places the organism in Eukaryota, Metazoa, Arthropoda, Copepoda, Calanoida, Temoridae. Gene Ontology annotation, biological process: positive regulation of transcription elongation by RNA polymerase II; protein phosphorylation; transcription elongation by RNA polymerase II. The record is from RefSeq and is a predicted model, not a curated record.